Messenger RNA from Halteromyces radiatus, 1148 nucleotides. RefSeq lists its product as uncharacterized. Gene Ontology annotation, biological process: mRNA splicing, via spliceosome. The record is from RefSeq and is a predicted model, not a curated record. The transcript is spliced from 6 exons. Lineage: Eukaryota; Fungi; Mucoromycota; Mucoromycetes; Mucorales; Cunninghamellaceae. The coding region runs from base 12 to 1019 and encodes 335 amino acids. Gene Ontology annotation, molecular function: RNA binding. Gene Ontology annotation, cellular component: nucleus.
UCAAAAUAAAUAUGUUUUCACAAUCAAAGUCAAACAAUUCCACUUUCAAGUUUAUUAUUCGAUCUGAUAUAUCCUCCACCGUUGAUUCGGAAACUUGUACAGCUUUUACUUCUGAAUCUAUUAACAACAAUAUUAAUACAGAAUCUGUAGCUACUAAUACAACAUCUUCACAUACUCAGCCUCCUUCCUUAGCAACAGAAACAACAGCAAUACCACUCAAUGAGGAAAGGAAAAGAAAGCGUUCAGAUAAAGAUAAUAUAUCUUUGGCAUCUAAAAAGGUCUAUUCUCAUUUGGAACGGUGGCAUCAAAAACAUGAAGAAUUGAUCACAACAACUAAUGAAAGUACACAAAAUGAUAUUGAGACAACACAACAGUUGAAUGACUUGUCAACUGAAAGAAAGAAGGAAGAUUUUGGUGAUUAUCGACUAUUAGCAUGCUUACUAUGUAAUCGAAAAUUCAAAACCAAGCAAGACGUUACUCGACAUCAAGCUUUAUCAGACCUACACAAAAGGAAUAGUCAAGAUCCGAAUACUGUUGCAAGAGCUCGAAACAGAUUACGACAAUCAAAUCAAACGACUGAAUCAAAUACAGAAAAAUCUUUAGAUUCUGAAGAAGUCUCAUCAUCCAUUACCUAUAGAAAUCGUGCAGCAGAAAGACGACAAGCUUACAAUCAACCAGAAAAUCCAAUUCUUCCUAGUGUAUACUCAAAACAAAGAUCCAACAAAUCAAUACAAGAUACUGAUCCUAUUAAAAAAUCAUACGAAACAGGGUCCACGUUAUCAAAACCAAUUGCAGAUAACAACGUUGGUGCCAAGAUGUUGAAACAAAUGGGAUGGAAGUCAGGACAAGGACUUGGAAAAGAGGGAUCAGGUAUUAUUAAUCCUAUUAAUGUUCAGCAAUCAACCAUGGCUGGAUUAGGUGCAUCCCAGGCAGGAAGGAUCAAUGCUGAUGGUUCAGGCGAUAGUUACAAAGAACGUGCAAAGGAACUGGCUAGACGACGUUUAUUAGAGGAACUUUGAUCUACUUUUUUUUUUUUGUUACUCCACCGGUGUUUGAAAUGAUCAAUAAAGAUUUACUUUUUUUUUUUCUUGUUAUUCUUUUCCUUCUUUUUUUAAUUAUUUUAUUCUUUAUGGGACUCAAUGGAACUC